AUGCAUUUCUCCAAUUUUCUCACAUGCACUCUUCUCUCUGGAGUUUCAUCCGGCUUUGGUGUGCUCGUCAAGCGUGCGUCCUUGACUAAAGUCAGCAAUUGGGGCUCUAAUCCAGCUUCAUUGAACAUGUACAUCUAUGUGCCAAGCACUCUCGCAGCAUCUCCUGGUCUAGUUGUUGCCUGUCACGGUGCUUCUGGUAACGCGCAGCAGGAAUUUACUUCUACACCGUACGCUACUCUUGCUGAUCAACUUGGCUUUAUAGUUGUUUACCCAGAGUCACCUGUAGGGGCGUGGGAUGCAACUUCAAAAGCCUCAUUAACGCACAAUGGAGGUGGUGCGAGCCAGUCCAUCGCAAACAUGGCGAGCUACGCUAUCAGUACAUACAAAGUGAAUACUGCCAAAGUUGGCAACACCAUGGCCGGCGUCUACCCGGAUAUCUUCAAGUCUGCAGUGAUAUAUUCCGCUGGGUAUUCGGGCAACAUACGCAGCAUGUAUCCCAGCUGGACCGGGACAUAUCCCAAAGUGCAGACGUAUUUGGGAUCGCUGGACACUAUUAUUGGCUCAUCGUCGUUCAACACGACGCUUGCUGCUUGGGCUUCUGUGUUUGGCUACGACACAAUCCCGGAUACUGUGCAGCAAAAUACGCCAGUCAGUGGAUGGAUAACGUACGUGUACGGAUCUCAACUCCAAGGAACCUGGGCCGUUGGUGUUGGUCAUCCUGUUUCGGUUCAAGGGGCUCAAGAUGCGAAGUGGUUCGGCAUUGCUUGA
Messenger RNA from Aaosphaeria arxii CBS 175.79, 768 nucleotides. RefSeq names its product carbohydrate esterase family 1 protein. The record is from RefSeq and is a predicted model, not a curated record. The coding region runs from base 1 to 768 and encodes 255 amino acids. Gene Ontology annotation, cellular component: extracellular region. NCBI's taxonomy places the organism in Eukaryota, Fungi, Ascomycota, Dothideomycetes, Pleosporales. Gene Ontology annotation, molecular function: hydrolase activity. The transcript has 2 exons.